Molecule: messenger RNA, 1311 nt
Organism: Sorghum bicolor (sorghum)
Lineage: Eukaryota; Viridiplantae; Streptophyta; Magnoliopsida; Poales; Poaceae
Product: serotonin N-acetyltransferase 1, chloroplastic
Exons: 8
Coding region: 194-919 (241 amino acids)
Cellular component (GO): cytoplasm
Molecular function (GO): N-acetyltransferase activity
Source: RefSeq, a predicted model, not a curated record
UUAUCCACCAGCCUCCGCGACGACUGGCCGCGAGCUCCUCUCCUCUCUCCCGCAGCUCCUCCCGCAACACCGUCGCUCACUGGCACUGCUCCUCCUCUCCGCCACCGUCGCUCACGCGGUCUCCUAUCCCCGCUCGGCCGCUCCGGUCCCCGGAGACACGCGAGCUUCCCGAUCCCGGGAACACGCGCUAAAGAUGCCUCCCGCCUUCGCCGCCGCACCUUCCUCCUCCAUAUGUGGAGUUCGCAUCCCAACGGCGGUUUCCGCGCCCAGAUUUCUGCGUAAUCGGGUGGCAGCAAAAACACGGUCUACAUCAGCUUGGUCCUUGAAGGCUGGCUUGUGGGAUUCUCUCAGAUCUGGCUUUUUGAAGAGCAACAACAGUACAGAGACAGUAGAGCCACCACAAGCACCACUUGAAGUCGAAGAACCUUUGCCUGUGGAAAUAGUACUCCUAGAAAGAACACUACUUGACGGAAGCACAGAACAGAUUUUAUUUUCUUCAGCUGGAGAUGUUGACCUGUAUGAUCUCCAAGCCUUAUGCGAUAAGGUAGGAUGGCCACGCAGGCCUCUAUCAAAGAUAGCAGCCUCAUUAAGAAACAGCUACUUGGUUGCUACACUACAUUCAAUAAUUAGAUCUUCAGAAACAGAGGGAGAAGAGAAGAAGCAGCUCAUUGGGAUGGCACGAGCAACCUCAGACCAUGCCUUCAAUGCUACAAUUUGGGAUGUUCUUGUUGAUCCUUCAUACCAGGGUCAGGGUCUUGGUAAAGCACUCAUGGAGAAAGUAAUUCGUACUUUGCUCCAGAGAGACAUCAACAACAUUACAUUGUUUGCAGAUAAUAAAGUUAUAGAUUUCUACAAGAACUUGGGAUUUGAAGUUGAUCCUCAAGGCAUCAAGGGCAUGUUCUGGUACCCCAGAUUUUAGCACCAGCAGCCAGAUAGAUCGUUCAAGGGGUUGUACCUGAAGCAUCUCCCGUUCUGAAAGGGUAAUUGCAGGUCAGAUUGACAGGUCAGAGCUCCAUGUCCAGAUGGAUUGCCCUUAACAUUUCAUCCUGGUGACAAGCUAGAAUUUUCUUCAAUGGGCUCAGCUCAGCUCACCUCACCCAACCAUAACUCGAGCAAAACACGCUAUUUGCAAUACCUGGGUUUUAUACAUGCGAUCUGGAUUCUACUACCCAUCUGUAUGUAUUCUUAGCAUUUUAUACACUCGAAAUGAAAAAACUGUAUCCAUCAGUUGUCCAUAUGCACACACCAUCAGUCUGUACUGUCUAUGGGAAAGAAUUUGCCUUCCAUCAAAACAUCCACUUGCUGUUGCUA